GAGAGAUCUCUUGUGUGAUCUGAUCACCACCACUCCCUCCCUUGCCCUAUAACAGAAUGACCGGAGAUUCAAUCGCCGGCGGUAUGGAUUUAAUCAGCGCCUUGCCGGACGCAAUUCUCCAUAUUAUCUUAUCCCAUUUUCCGACCAAGUUCGUGAUCAGAACCUCCGUCUUGUCUAAGCGAUGGAAACAUGUAUGGUCCGACACACCUACUCUCUCCAUCGAUUGCAGCGAAGCCGACCCUGAUUCGUUGAACAGAACCCUGGCUAACUACUCUGCUCCCAGAAUCACGAGUUUCGACCUCCGUGUCAGCAGAAAGGCUCAAUACAUCAUCACCUUGGUCGAAUUCGCCGUUUCUCGUAACACCGAGAAGCUUUCUCUUGACUUCCGUGAUGACUGUGUUUGUUUUUACAGUUUCCCUGGUUCCUUCUACGCAAGCUCUUCUCUAAAUCAACUCGUUGUCGACUCUGGGGUUUUUGAUACGGUUCACGUGUCUUGGACAUCUCUAAAGGACUUGUCUUUGAGUUUCUGUAAAAUCUCUGAUGAGACUUUAGCUAAGAUCGUCUCUGGUUCACCACUGCUCGAAAGCUUGACGUUGCAUCACUGUGAUGAAAUUGGGAAUCUUGAUCUGAGCGAACUGAUGAAGCUAAAGAGAUUGGAUAUAGAUAAUGAGGGACCAACGCAGAUCGUGGCGCCGCAUAUCCAUUGUUUGAGAGUGAGACACUCUCAUAGGAAAUGUAGUUUAGUGGAUGUCUCUUCUUUAACCGAAGCUUACUUGAACAUCUACUCUUCGAAUUGUUAUUAUUUCAAAGCUGAUUUUGUUCAAGUUUAUGUGCUUAAUAUGCUUGAAAAGUUGCAGAAUGUGAAGAACCUUGCUUUUGGUGCGGCCUUUCUUCAGAUGUUAUCUCUUGCCGAAUUCUGUGAUAUUCCUUUUCCGAUGCUCAAAGUUGAAGUUUUGACUCUUGAGACGAUGAUUGUUCCUUCUGUCAUUCCUGGUAUAGCAAAGCUGCUACAAAACUCACCUGGAGUGAAGUUUCUGAAACUAGACUUAGUGAACAGCAAGAUGAUAUCGGAUUGGGAUCUUAAUUACUACUUGGAUUUGAAAGGCUUGGAUCAGAAUCAGUGCUGGAUACCAAAAGAUUUGGACUUCUCGACUUCUUUAGAACCGAAACUCAUGACUUCAUUCAUGGAAUUUCUACUGGAAAACACUAGAGAAGACAAUACAUCUCAGUACAAUUGGUGAGCGGUAUGCCCUCCUUUCAAUUACAGUGGGAAAGCUUUGCGAGUCUUAGAGUUCGUCCAAUAAGGUUUGCAGUGGAUAUGGAAGACUUGGAUAUAAACAAGACACUUUUUCAACUGGAUUUAUGAGGUUACAUUGAUACAACUGAAUUUGAAACUAAUAAUUGAGAUGGUUCUUACUUUCUCACAACAAACAAUUGUUUAGUUUUCUAUAGUCUCUUAUCAACUCAAUGGUAUUUUAGUUUUUAAAACG
This is a messenger RNA of Camelina sativa (false flax), 1490 nucleotides long. Its product is annotated as F-box/LRR-repeat protein At5g02910. NCBI's taxonomy places the organism in Eukaryota, Viridiplantae, Streptophyta, Magnoliopsida, Brassicales, Brassicaceae. Gene Ontology annotation, molecular function: protein binding. The record is from RefSeq and is a predicted model, not a curated record.